Messenger RNA from Corylus avellana, 721 nucleotides. Its product is annotated as RING/U-box superfamily protein. The record is from RefSeq and is a predicted model, not a curated record. Lineage: Eukaryota; Viridiplantae; Streptophyta; Magnoliopsida; Fagales; Betulaceae.
UUUCAUAUUUGUCGUCUUCCAAUGGAUGGCGAGGAGAGCAAGCAACCACCCAGGAGAAUCCCCUUUACCCGGCUUGAACAAUUCCAAUCCGAUUUGGCUUUAGCCAUUACUUUGCAAGAACAAGAGAGGGCCUUCACAAGGCUCGCCACCAUUGAAAGCACCAGCGAAGAAGAUGAUGAAAGUAAUGCUUCAGAUGAUGACAGCUAUCAUGACGAUGAUGCUGAAUACUUUGAGAGCCAAAAAGUUCAAGCAGAACUCGAGCUUCUCGAGAGAGAAGAAGAAGAAGAAGAUAGCAGCAGUGAUGAUGAUGAUUAUGAUGAAGAAAUGGAUGAAUUAGAUGAUCUUGACCCAGAUGAACUAUCAUACGAGGAGUUGAUAGCAAUAGGAGAGUUCAUAGGAGAAGAGAAGAGAGGAUUAUCGAUAACCGAUAUUCCUACGUGCUUACGUGCAUGUAGAUGUCAGCCCGUUGAGAGCAAAAACGGCGGCGUUGAUCGGUGCGUUAUUUGUCAGGUUGAGUAUGAAGAAGGUGAAGCCCUGGCAGCUCUUGCUUGUGAACAUCCCUUUCAUUCCGAGUGUAUAAGCAAAUGGCUUCAAAUUAAGAAGAUUUGUCCAAUCUGUAGCACCGAAGUUGCACCACCCAAAGCAGCUACUUCUUCUUUAUAACCAAUUAAUUUGCACUGUAAAUUGUGUUAUUAAUGUUUAAUAGAAUUUGAAUGGAAUU